This is a messenger RNA of Marasmius oreades (fairy-ring Marasmius), 801 nucleotides long. RefSeq lists its product as uncharacterized. NCBI's taxonomy places the organism in Eukaryota, Fungi, Basidiomycota, Agaricomycetes, Agaricales, Marasmiaceae. The record is from RefSeq and is a predicted model, not a curated record. The transcript has 3 exons. Bases 1 to 801 code for a protein of 266 amino acids.
AUGCCCCUCCUGCCUGAAACUGCAACGAGUGGUCUCCUGAGCUGUCUUAGCUCCGGCGACAUAAGAGUUUAUGGUCGUACUUGUAAGGACGCUCGAGGCCAAGUAGAUGCGUAUUGGAAACGUGCCUUGAACAUCUCAAGGCUUUUAUUACCUUUUUUCACAGACCACAAAGCACGGGAUUUUCGAAUUAUCCAGGCAGCUACUGGUGCGCUCAUUUCCGGCUCUACUGCCCUCCAAUUCUUUGCUCGAACUCGCUACCCUGAUUCGGAUCUCGAUGUCUAUGUGGAACACCGAUUUGCCCUUGAGCUCUUAUCUUUUCUGGAGGCGAUAGGCUACACGUUCGUUUCCACCGAGCAGCCUCCGAACAAACAUCUUCCAGACCUUAGGGUCAUCGUAGAAAGGGCAGCUUCGAUCAUGGCAGGGCACAUUGUUGCCGGCUACACACCUGGAACAGGGAUAGCAGGGGUCUACAACAUGAGGAAAGCAGACAAGGUGAUCCAAGUCAUCACUGCCACCGAGUCACCCAUGGACAUUAUCCUCAAUUUUCACAGCACGGUGGUAAUGAACGCCAUUUCCUAUUCCCAUGCCUACUCACUCUAUCCGUCUGCGACCUUUAAUCAUUCGUUAUCCCUGGUAUCCUAUUGCGGUGAGAGCGUUGGUAGAAAUGAGGGUGCGGAGAUAGCCCGCAAAAAAUAUAUCAGUAGAGGUUGGAAGAUGGUGGAACACGAUGGAUCUCCCUGGAAUCCAAACAGCGUCAUCGAACUUAAUCCAAUGGAGAACAUAUUCCCAUCCAGCAGCUGA